Messenger RNA from Ctenocephalides felis (cat flea), 567 nucleotides. RefSeq lists its product as uncharacterized. The transcript has a single exon. The coding region runs from base 1 to 567 and encodes 188 amino acids. Lineage: Eukaryota; Metazoa; Arthropoda; Insecta; Siphonaptera; Pulicidae. The record is from RefSeq and is a predicted model, not a curated record.
AUGAUCAUUAAAGAACUAUGGUCAUUAAAAUUGGAUUGGGAUGAGCCAUUACCUUCCUCAUUAGUUGUAACAUGGUUUAGUAUUUAUAAUCAACUUCCAGAAUUAAUUAAUCUUUCCAUUCCUCGAUUUGUAGGUACCAAAAAUUAUAUUCGUUGUUCUCUUUACGGUUUUGCGGAUAGUUCAGAAAAGGCUUAUGGGGCUGUGAUUUAUAUCAAGCCUUGCCAUGAUAAUAAAUAUUACCUUCUUGUUUCAAAAUCAAAAAUUACUCCAAUUAAAGUUCAAACUUUAGCUAGGUUAGAGUUGUGUGCGGCGCAUUUAUUGGCAAAAUUAUUAUCCUUUGUCAUAUCUUCCAAUCAUCAUUCUUUAUGUAUCGACGAGGUAUAUGGUUUUACGGACUCGAUGAUAGUGCUUCAUUGGUUAACAGGUCCAGCUCAUAGAUGGAAAACUUUUGUCGCAAAUAGAGUAACGAAAGUUCAUGAUUUAAUUCCUUCUGCCAAGUGGUAUCAUAUUCCUUCCGAGGCAAACAUUGCCGAUUGUGUUUCUCGUGGUUCGUUGCCAAAUACUUAA